CAAAGAGGGGAGCGGGAGAGGGGGCCGGGACGUCCGGCUCCAGAGGCUGAGUGAGCCUACUGACCCCGCAGGUGGGAGCCGCAGGAAGAUGGCGGAGCUGCGCGCGCUCGUGGCUGUAAAGAGGGUCAUCGACUUCGCCGUGAAGAUCCGGGUAAAGCCUGAUAAGACAGGCGUGGUCACGGAUGGCGUGAAGCACUCCAUGAACCCCUUCUGUGAGAUCGCCGUGGAGGAGGCCGUGCGGCUCAAGGAGAAGAAGCUGGUGAAAGAGGUCAUCGCCGUCAGCUGCGGGCCCGCCCAGUGCCAGGAGACCAUCCGUACUGCUCUGGCCAUGGGUGCGGACCGAGGCAUCCACGUGGACGUGCCAGCUGCAGAGGCAGACCGCCUGGGUCCCCUGCAGGUGGCCCGGGUCCUGGCCAAGCUGGCAGAGAAGGAGAAGGUGGAUCUGCUGCUGCUGGGCAAGCAGGCCAUUGAUGAUGACUGUAAUCAGACGGGACAGAUGACAGCUGGAUUGCUAGACUGGCCACAGGGCACAUUCGCCUCCCAGGUGACACUGGAAGGGGACAAGCUGAAAGUGGAGCGGGAGAUCGAUGGGGGCCUGGAGACCCUGCGGCUGAAGCUGCCUGCCGUGGUGACCGCUGACCUGCGGCUAAAUGAACCCCGCUACGCCACGUUGCCCAACAUCAUGACGUGGCAGUCAUGGGGAGGAUGCUGCCGGGGGGGCCGCAGGCGCUCCAACAGCCCCGUGAACAGCGGGUGCCCGUGUGCAGAAAGCCAAGAAGAAGAAGAUCGAGGUGAUCAAGGCCGGAGACCUAGGUGUGGACCUGACCUCCAAGCUCUCCGUGGUUAGCGUGGAGGACCCGCCCCAGCGGACAGCCGGCGUCAAGGUAGAGACCACGGAGGACCUGGUGGCCAAGCUGAGGGAGAUUGGGCGGAUUUGAGCC
Mustela erminea (ermine) is the source of this 941-nucleotide messenger RNA. It is a transcript of the gene ETFB, whose product is annotated as electron transfer flavoprotein subunit beta. The coding region runs from base 89 to 847 and encodes 252 amino acids. The transcript has 6 exons. Gene Ontology annotation, molecular function: electron transfer activity. Gene Ontology annotation, cellular component: cytosol. Lineage: Eukaryota; Metazoa; Chordata; Mammalia; Carnivora; Mustelidae. The record is from RefSeq and is a predicted model, not a curated record.